AUGAACGGGUAUACUGUUAUGGAAGAAUUCUUAUCUGUGGCUGAUUCUUGCAUUAAUAAAGAAUAGUUAAAAGUACUCAAAGAAUAUUAUACACCACAAAUAGAUUCAAAUCGCAAAUUAAGUCAAUUAAAAUUUAAGAACAUUAUUAAAAGUGUUGAAAAAAGGGAUUAUCUUAGUUACAAUAAUGUUGAACCACUUUUUUAUAUUUCAAUUAAUUUAAAUGAUUUUAAAAUAGAAAGUAAAAUAAGAGAUUAUAAUUUCAUUUGCAAAAUACGCAAACCUUUCCACUUAAACAUGUAUCAAAGUAAAGAUGCAAAUAAAAACAAGAAAGAACAGACAUAUCAAAAUGUAAUUAAAAGUGAUAUAUCAGAAUCAAAAAUACCUACUGAUUCUAAUAUCAAACAUCACAAACCAGUAUUAAAUAUUCCUGAAUACCAAAUUGAUGCAAUCCAAAAUAAAUACCCUUCUGAUUUAAGGGAACAAAGUUUUGAAGUAAGGGUUUAAUUAAUUUGUACUUAUUUUAUACAAAAUUCUUUACAUAAGCAUAAUCUAGAUAGUUUUGUAGGCUUUAAGUUGUAUGUAUCCCCAAUACGAUACUGGCAACUGGGACUAAACUUAUACGUGCAUUGGAAAAGGCAAGACGCAGAGAUCUCAAAGAACUGCUGAAAAAUUUAUAAUAAAUAAUGGUAAAGAUUAAAUAAUUAUAGAAGGGUAGAUUAUAUUAAUUAAAAAUUUA
Osmia bicornis bicornis is the source of this 736-nucleotide messenger RNA. RefSeq lists its product as uncharacterized. The record is from RefSeq and is a predicted model, not a curated record. NCBI's taxonomy places the organism in Eukaryota, Metazoa, Arthropoda, Insecta, Hymenoptera, Megachilidae.